Papaver somniferum (opium poppy) is the source of this 4268-nucleotide messenger RNA. RefSeq names its product LRR receptor-like serine/threonine-protein kinase FEI 1. Gene Ontology annotation, biological process: protein phosphorylation. Gene Ontology annotation, molecular function: protein kinase activity; ATP binding; protein binding. Lineage: Eukaryota; Viridiplantae; Streptophyta; Magnoliopsida; Ranunculales; Papaveraceae. The transcript has 13 exons. The record is from RefSeq and is a predicted model, not a curated record. Bases 43 to 1851 code for a protein of 602 amino acids.
ACCAACAACAAACCUCAUUUGUUUCAUCUCAUCAGAAGAAAAAUGGGUUUUUUGGCUCUAGUCAUUUCAUUACUGACAUUUAUCUUAACAAACCUUUUGAGUUCUAACUCUGUAGCUCUAACUCAAGAUGGUAAGGCAUUGUUGGAAAUCAAAGGGUUUUUGAAUGACAGUAGAAGAUUACUUGAUAAUUGGAAAUAUACUGAUGAAUUUCCUUGUAACUGGACUGGAAUCACUUGUCAUAAGAAUGACAAUCUUGUUAGUUCUAUAAAUUUAGCAAAUAUGCAACUUGGAGGGAUAACAUCUCCUAGUAUUGGGAAGCUUAGGAGAUUGCAGAGAUUGGCACUUCAUCAGAAUAGCUUGCAUGGAAUUAUUCCUGCUGAAAUUUCUAAUUGUUUGGAACUCAGGGCUUUGUAUCUAAGGUCUAAUUAUCUUCAAGGAAGUAUUCCGCCAGAGCUUGGAAAUCUUACAAAUCUUAUCAUAUUGGAUAUAUCGAGCAAUUCACUUGAGGGAUCCAUACCUCCCUCCAUUGGUCGUCUUACUCGGUUGCGCUUUUUAAACUUGUCAACUAACUUUUUCUCCGGUGCAAUCCCAAAUGUUGGCGUUCUUGUCGGUUUUGGGAACAAGUCGUUCAUUGGAAAUUUAGACCUUUGUGGCCUGCAACUUCAGAAGCCAUGUCUUGGAUCACUAGGUUUCCCUGCAGUCUUACCACAUACAGAAAAAGAUGAAACAGCAGUUCCUUCUAAGCUAUUUUCUCGUUAUCUCAAUGGAGUUCUUAUUGCUGCAAUGUCUACAAUGGGUCUUGCACUUCUUGUGCUGCUAAGUUUCCUAUGGAUUUCUUUACUAUCAAAGAAGGAAAGAACAGCAAAGAAGUACAGGGAAGUCAAUAAACAAGUUGAUCCCGACCCAAGUGCAAGGCUUAUUACUUUCCAUGGCGACCUUCCAUAUUCCUCGUGUGAGAUCAUAGAAAAGCUUGAGUCACUCGAUGAAGAACAUGUAGUGGGGUCUGGAGGAUUUGGCACUGUAUACAGAAUGGUUAUGAAUGAUUGCAGUACAUUUGCUGUUAAAAGGAUAGAUAGGAGUCGAGAAGGAUGUGAUGAAGUUUUCGAGAGAGAACUUGAGAUUUUGGGCAGUAUCAAUCACAUAAACCUUGUCAAUCUUCGAGGUUAUUGUAGACUUCCUUCUGCCAAGCUUCUUAUCUAUGAUUAUCUGGCUUUGGGUAGUCUAGAUGAUUUACUUCAUGAAUAUGGUGAAGAAGAACAGGUCUUGAAUUGGAAUUCUCGUUUAAGGAUAGCCCUUGGUUCAGCCCGAGGACUGGCUUACUUACACCAUGAUUGUUGUCCGCGGAUAGUUCACCGCGACAUAAAAUCUAGCAACAUACUCCUCGAUGAAAACCUAGAACCACGAGUGUCUGAUUUUGGCCUUGCUAAGCUUUUGGUUGAUGAGGACGCACAUGUCACCACUGUUGUUGCUGGAACAUUUGGUUACUUAGCUCCAGAAUAUCUGCAAAGUGGACGGGCAACUGAGAAGUCGGAUGUUUAUAGCUUUGGAGUUCUCUUGUUAGAGCUUGUAACUGGAAAGAGACCUACUGAUUCUACCUUUGUAAAGAGGGGAUUAAAUGUUGUCGGUUGGAUGAACACUAUGGUGGGUGAGAACAGGUUAGAGGAUAUAGUGGAUAAAAGAUGUACUGAUGCCAAUGUGGACACUUUAGAAGCGCUUCUUGAGAUUGCUGCAAAAUGCACUGAUGCCAAUACAGAUGACCGCCCUUGCAUGAAUCAAGCUCUACAGAUGCUAGAAGAGGUUAUGUCACCUUGUCCUAGUGAAUUCUAUGAAUCUCAAUCAGAUUAUUGUUAAAAGUGGACAUUUAGCGUAGGUGUUGUUGUAUGUCUGUAUGUGAGUUAUCAGCUUAUGUAAGAUAAAAGGUGUUAUACGUUUGGAAGUGCAUUUUGCGGUUUUCCCAGUGUGAGUAUAUGGCUCAUUUGUUGUGCGAGAAAACACUAGAGUUUUGCCAAACAACGGAGACAGAUCUUGUGUACCAACUUACUUAUUCUUAAUCAGCCAUCAGUAUCCCAACUUGCAGCUAGUGGUGUGGUAAGCGCUUACGCCUGCCUGUUUACUUUCUCUUCUCCUGUGUAAAUUUUUUAUUCCGUUUUGUAUAUCUUCCUUUGCAGUCGGCAAUUUUCUUCAUUCUUAUCCCAUUUCAGUACGUCAUUUUAUUCUUUUUCAUUUUGGACGGUUUGUUAAAAUAACCUGUCUAUUCUUCCAUCCUGACUUUUGUGUGAUCCAUUUUAAUAUGCGGCACUCUCAUCACUUACACGGCUCUGAUUUUAUUCAUUUAAAGUUGCGUAAUGUUAAGAAGAAAAUAUCAUGAAAAAUUUAGUGAAAUCUUGCAUUUGACGGGGCUUAGGCACUUUCAGCUUUUAAAAUCUUCUUGUUAAAAUGUCGUUAGAACAAAUCGGUGGAGCUUUGGUGGGAGAAACAGUAUCGGAUUUACUAAUAACAGUUCUUGAUGCUAAAGAUAAAGCAUUGAGUUUCACAGCUUGCUUAGAACGACUUAAGAGUACAUUAGAAUCAGUGAUACCCAAAGUUGCAGAGAUGAAGCGUCUAGACCAAGCAAGAGGAAGCGAUCAUAGACAAAGGCCGGAACUGAAGAAAUUGGUACAUGCAUUAAGGGAAGGGAAACUCUUAAUUAAGAGUUGUUCAGAAGUUAAGUCUUGGGAUUUCUACUCGAAAAAGAAGUAUUCGGAGAAAAUACUUGAACUGGAUAGUUGCUUGUUCAGGUGUUUUCAAGUGGAUGUGCAAGCCGCAAUAUGGUGUGAUGUUGGACAGCUCUUGGUUAAUAUUCACAAAGUUGACCAGAAGUUGGAUCGCUUGGCGGCAGAAAAAGGAAUUAGUAGCAGUGAUAGUACUGAGAAUCCCGUUCAGAUUCAACAUAGCAGCAGCCGAGAUGUAGUAAGAGGAGGUGUUGCGACCAUUUCCCCAGUGGCAGGCACUUCCACAUGUUGUCCGAACAUGGAUUCUACCAUUUCAAACAGAUACAUGGCCAAAGUUUUGAAUAUCAACUACCAGAGUGGAAAACCUCGGCAGGCAAAAGCAAGGAUGAGGAAGUUUGGCUUCUCCUUUCUUAUGCAAUCGUGGAGACUCGAAAAUAAUCGGAGAACAACCGUGCCUCCAACAAGCUUGAAAUUUCAGUGGAUGACAUAAUUUUGCAUGUAAAAUGGGUUUGAAUCAAAACUUGCACUCAUUGGGAUGCAAAUUCUAGAUAUGUAAUUUAGAUUCUCAGAAACCCCUUUAGUUUUUGUUUUUAUUUGCAAAAAACAUUAUGGUGUGGGUUUAGAUGCAAAUUAUCUAACUGUGAAGUCUAAUGGAAAGAGUAUCACAUGUCAGAACAAGGGCUAUGGAGCGAGUGCUUUCACUCUAAUGGAAAGAGUUUGAUCAACUGUGGGUUGGGGGAACAAAUCUACCAAACACUUCUUCAAUUGAAAAAGUAUGUGAAAGCGGAGGCACAUCUUUAGCUCCCCCCAUAGUAAUACUGAUACUGGUUGGAACGGCCACAUACUUUGCCGGAUAAUACAACAACAUUAAAGCCUAAGAUCAACAAAGUUACAUCAAAGCUAGUAAAAUUCUCUUUCCGAACCAAGGAUUCAGCUCUUACAACUGUUAUUACUGUGUAUUUUAAUGUGCAUUUUGUGUUUCCAGAAAAUGGGUCAUUUAGCUGAAAGUGUACUUUUCCUGGGUCAAAUGGGCGGGUAGGCAUUCCAUCUGGGUCAAAUGGAUAGGGGAAUCUUUUAAUAGAAACCGACCCAAUUACCCUUUUUUAACUGAUGAGAAAAAAAACCGCUGGUUUAACUACACCACGUUCUCCCUCAACAAAACCACCAUCGUCUUUCUUCUUCAUUUUCAUCUUCUCACAAACCAUGAUAACCAAAUUCCUCCACCGUCUCCCCACACCCAAAACUACUAGAAACUAGUUUCAUCCUCCGCCUGCUCGCCAACAACAGUAGCAAAAAACGUUUCCUAACAAUCAUCAGUUUCAUCAACAAUAGCAGAAAUCAAUUUCAUCAACCAUUUGCUCAACAUCAACAGCGUCAUAAAAUUGGUUUCAUUCACCGUCUGUAAACACCAUCAACACUACACUACAACAUGAGAGGUUUCUAGGGUUUCAAUCGAUCAAUCAGUUCAGUGUAUUAGAAGAAUCAGGGUUUCAAUCUAUCCACAGAAUGUCUCCUAUAACUCGUAAUUUUUCAAUCCCUAGCUCUGAAUUUUUCUUA